UUUUUAAAACGCUGGGGUUGUUGGAGUGGUUGAAUUUUUCCUGGAUUUGAGUGAGAAAUUCAGAAGACUGAAGCCCAGGCUCACUGUCUACCUUUCACGGAGGCCCAGCCGUGAGAGGACAGAAGAAGGCACGUGGCGAAUCAUGACAGCGGACAAAGAAAAAGACAAAGACAAAGAGAAGGACAGGGAUAGAGACCGGGAUAAGGAGCGAGACAAGAGAGACAAGGUGAGGGAGAGUGAGAACUCGCGUCCUCGACGGAGCUGUACAUUGGAAGGAGGUGCCAAGAAUUAUGCGGAAAGUGACCAUAGUGAAGAUGAGGACAAUGACAACAACAGUGCCACCACAGAGGAGUCCACAAAGAAGAGCAAAAAGAAACCACCCAAGAAGAAGUCCCGAUACGAGAGAACAGACAACGGUGAAAUAACAUCCUUUAUCACAGAGGAUGAUGUUGUAUACAGGCCUGGAGAUUGCGUAUAUAUUGAAAGUCGCCGGCCGAAUACCCCGUAUUUCAUCUGCAGCAUUCAAGACUUCAAACUGAGUAAACGGGACCACCUCCUUAUGAAUGUCAAAUGGUACUAUCGCCAGUCUGAAGUCCCAGAUUCAGUCUAUCAGCAUUUGGUUCAGGACAGACACAAUGAGAAUGACUCUGGACGAGAGCUUGUUAUUACAGACCCAGUUAUCAAGAAUCGAGAGCUCUUCAUUUCAGAUUAUGUUGACACUUACCAUGCUGCUGCCCUCAGAGGGAAGUGUAAUAUCUCCCAUUUCUCUGACAUAUUUGCUGCUAGAGAGUUUAAAGCCCGAGUGGAUUCAUUUUUCUACAUACUGGGCUAUAAUCCAGAGACAAGGAGGCUAAACAGUACCCAAGGUGAAAUCAGAGUUGGACCCAGCCAUCAGGCUAAGCUUCCUGAUCUGCAGCCGUUUCCUUCCCCAGAUGGUGACACAGUGACACAGCACGAAGAACUUGUGUGGAUGCCAGGAGUCAAUGACUGUGACUUACUUAUGUACCUUAGGGCAGCAAGGAGCAUGGCAGCUUUUGCAGGCAUGUGUGAUGGAGGAUCCACAGAAGAUGGUUGUGUUGCAGCCUCCCGUGAUGACACUACACUUAACGCACUCAAUACACUACAUGAAAGUAACUAUGAUGCUGGAAAAGCCCUGCAGCGCUUGGUGAAGAAACCUGUGCCAAAACUGAUUGAGAAGUGUUGGACUGAAGAUGAAGUGAAACGUUUUAUUAAGGGGUUGAGGCAGUACGGCAAGAACUUCUUCAGGAUCCGAAAGGAGUUGCUUCCAAAUAAGGAGACUGGAGAACUAAUCACCUUCUAUUACUAUUGGAAGAAAACCCCUGAAGCAGCAAGUUCUCGAGCCCACCGUAGGCAUCGAAGACAGGCUGUGUUUCGGAGAAUUAAAACUCGAACCGCUUCCACUCCAGUCAACACUCCCUCCAGGCCCCCCUCCAGUGAAUUCUUGGACUUGAGCUCGGCCAGUGAAGAUGACUUUGACAGCGAGGACAGUGAACAGGAACUGAAGGGCUACGCCUGUCGUCACUGCUUCACAACCACCUCCAAGGACUGGCACCACGGCGGUCGAGAGAACAUUUUAUUGUGCACUGAUUGUCGCAUUCACUUCAAAAAAUACGGAGAGCUGCCACCCAUUGAGAAGCCUGUAGACCCUCCACCCUUUAUGUUUAAGCCUGUCAAAGAGGAAGAUGAUGGACUUAGUGGAAAGCAUAGCAUGAGGACAAGGCGGAGUCGAGGCUCGAUGUCUACACUACGUAGUGGUCGUAAAAAGCAGCCAGCCAGCCCUGAUGGUAGAGCCUCACCUAUUAAUGAAGACAUCCGUUCCAGUGGCCGCAACUCUCCUAGCGCUGCCAGCACCUCCAGUAAUGAUAGCAAAGCAGAUUCCGUGAAGAAGUCUACCAAGAAGAUAAAAGAAGAGGUAUCUUCUCCUCUCAAGAACUCCAAGAGGCAGCGGGAAAAGGCAGCUUCUGACACAGAGGAACCUGACAGGUCCAAUGCCAAAAAAUCCAAAACUCAAGAGAUCAGCAGGCCAAACUCUCCCUCAGAGGGUGAGGGCGAAGGUGAGAGCUCUGACAGCCGCAGUGUCAAUGACGAAGGGAGCAGUGAUCCCAAGGACAUUGACCAGGAUAACCGGAGCACGUCACCCAGCAUCCCUAGCCCUCAAGACAAUGAGAGUGACUCGGAUUCAUCUGCUCUUGUCCGGGAGGCUCCUCCUCCUACGCCACCUAUAUCAGCCCAGUUACCAGCAUCGCUGCCAGCAGUGUCGAGUGCUACUUCGGCUCCACCACAGGUCUCUCCAUCAGCAUCCCAGCCCCCUAGCCAGCCCCAGGCCUCUGCGCCACCACCUCCUCAUUCUCACAUACAGCAGGCCCCAGCUUUGCACCCGCAGAGACUCCCAUCACCCCACCCGCCUCUGCAGCCUUUGAGCGUGUCGCAGACCCAGCCGACCCCUGCCUCUUCACAGCCUCACUCGCAGGCUCCGCUCCACAGUCAGGCCCAGCCUACCCCUCACAGCCUGCAGGCCCAGCCCCUCCUGCCUCAUCCGGUACCUUCCCAGCCAUUUUCCCUCCCCACUCAGUCACCUCAGUCUCAGGUUACCCUUCAGACACAAGCACCGUCUCAUUCUCACUCUGCUCUCCAGGUUCAGGUAACGCAGCCUGUCCUGCCAACCGCAACCUCACUGCAGCAGGCUCAGCCACCACGGGAGCAGCCGUUGCCCCCUGCACCCAUGGCCAUGCCUCAUAUCAAACCUCCCCCUACUACCCCAAUCCCUCAGCUCCCCACUGCUCCAUCCCACAAGCACCCUCCUCAUCUCUCUGGCCCUUCUCCAUUCUCAAUGAACUCCAACUUGCCUCCACCACCUGCUUUAAAACCUCUGAGCUCCCUCUCAACUCAUCAUCCUCCAUCUGCACACCCUCCUCCUUUGCAGCUGAUGCCUCAAAGCCAACCACUGCAGUCUUCGCAAGCCCAGCCUCCUGUACUGACACAGAGUCAGAGCCUUCCCCCACCUGCUAAUCACCCCCCAUCUGGACUCCAUCAGGUAUCCUCCCAGCCCCCCUUUUCUCAGCAUCCAUUCGUCCCAGGAGGCCCACCUUCCAUCACCCCUCCUUCUUGCCCCUCCACUUCCACACCACCCAGUGUGCCGGGCAUCCCACUUCAGACUUCCAUCUCCACAUCAGCAGCUUCUAGUGGAAACGUGCCAGUGGUGACAGCCUGCACGCUACCACCUAUUCAAAUCAAAGAAGAAGUCCCAGAUGAAGCUGAGGAACCGGAAAGCCCUCCCCCUCCACCCAGAAGUCCAUCACCAGAACCUACUGUGGUGGAUACACCAAGUCAUGCUAGUCAGUCAGCCAGGUUCUAUAAGCACCUGGACCGUGGCUACAAUUCAUGCUCAAGAGCAGACUUAUACUUCAUGCCUCUGGCAGGAUCGAAACUGGCCAAGAAGAGAGAAGAGGCCAUUGAAAAGGCCAAAAGAGAAGCAGAGCAGAAAGCCAGAGAAAGGGAGCGGGAGCGUGAAAGAGAAGCGGAAAGAGCUGCGCAGAAGGUAUCCAGCUCCUCCCAUGAAGGCCGUCUUGGAGAGUCUCAGCUCAGCGGGCCAGCACACAUGAGACCUUCAUUUGAACCUCCACCGACAACCAUUGCUGCUGUGCCACCUUACAUUGGUCCAGAUACACCUGCUUUACGAACACUAAGUGAAUAUGCCCGUCCUCAUGUCAUGUCGCCAACAAACCGUAAUCAUCCCUUCUUUGUCCCCCUAAACCCCACUGAUCCACUUCUGGCCUACCAUAUGCCUGGCCUCUACAAUGUGGAUCCCACCAUUCGGGAACGAGAGCUGCGAGAGCGGGAAAUCCGGGAGCGAGAAAUCCGGGAAAGGGAGUUGAGAGAGAGGAUGAAACCUGGCUUCGAGGUGAAGCCCCCAGAGCUAGAUGCACUGCACCCAGCUACCAACCCCAUGGAGCAUUUUGCCAGGCACGGUGCACUGACUAUUCCCCCAACAGCAGGACCUCACCCAUUUGCUUCCUUCCAUCCGGGUUUGAACCCCCUUGAAAGAGAGAGACUUGCACUGGCAGGCCCACAGUUACGGCCUGAAAUGAGCUACCCUGACAGACUGGCAGCAGAGAGAAUACAUGCUGAGCGGAUGGCAUCGCUGACAAAUGACCCAUUGGCACGGCUCCAGAUGUUCAACGUUACGCCUCACCAUCACCAACAUUCGCACAUACACUCGCAUUUACACCUACAUCAGCAGGAUCCCUUACAUCAAGGUGAGCCCAGGGAAAUGNNNCCGCUGGUGGAUCCUUUAGCAGCCGGACCCCAUUUGGCACGUUUUCCCUACCCACCUGGGACCAUCCCCAACCCAUUGCUAGGGCAGCCACCUCAUGAGCAUGAAAUGCUCCGACAUCCAGUCUUUGGUACUCCUUAUCCACGAGAUCUGCCUGGUGCCAUUCCACCUCCUAUGUCAGCAGCCCACCAACUGCAGGCCAUGCAUGCCCAGUCAGCAGAGCUGCAAAGACUGGCAAUGGAGCAGCAGUGGUUGCAUGGGCACCCUCACAUGCAUGGUGGUCAUCUACCGAGUCAGGAAGAUUAUUACAGUCGACUGAAGAAAGAAGGCGACAAACAGUUGUAAUAAAUUAUUUAUUUGUAAUGCUGGCUAUGGAAACCCCAGUCCUUGGGAAGGAGUGGAACAUUUUUACAUACAAUAAGAGCUACAAAAGGAAAAGAAUAUCUUAUAAAGAUUUCUUUAUAUAUUUAAAACAGAAACAACCACCCAACAAGUAGAGACUUAUCAGCAUAGUGUUCAUUUGUAGAGAAGAUUUCUCAAGACUGGUGUGGGUCUCCCUGCAUGACAACGUAUUCAGAAGCCUAUUGAAAAUACAGGACUGUGUGGAGUAUUCAGAGAACUUCCUGCAAUCUUGGUUUUUUUUUUUUCUUACUAGUUUGUUUUGAGUAGGUGCUAGAAUCAGGUUCACAACACAAGUCACUGUGCGUGAAAAGACACUCAAUGCAUCUAUAGCUAUUUAAAAAAAAACAAGGAUUGCAAGUAGGUGACGUAACAAGCUCUGAAUCCAAGUGCUAUAAUAAUAAAAAUCUACUUUUAUUUUAAUACAUUGUAGGAAAUCUUCAUAAUUUUAAACAGAGCUCAGUUCUGCAGCAUGGCUUUUUAAGUCUGUAAAUAACUUUUUUGGGUAGAGGGGAGAAACAAAACAAAACAAAACUCCAGAAACGUUUAUCUUGAUUUUCAGUAACAUCACAAAUUGUGAAUUCCUACCUGGUAUUGACAGAAUACAGAGUUGAUUUUUUAAUAAAAUAUAUAUAUAUAAUUAUCCCUUUAAUUAAAGGGAAUGAUGGGUAUCAAUAAUUUCAAAUGGGUAAAAGCUUGAAAUUUGGUUUGAUAUCAACAAUAAGCAUUAAAGGGAGUUGCAGGGAUAAUGUUGCAAAUGACUGUUUCUGUUCUUGGUUUUUUGGUUUGUUUGGGUUUGUUGGGGUUUUUUGUUAGUGUUACAUCUCUCUGUUCUGCAGAUGAUUUCUGUUGAGUUGGGUUUCUCAGCAGUACAGGUGUCCCUUGGAACUAGCUUACCCUUUUGAUGCCUACUUCAAGGGUUAAUUUUCAGUGUGGCCAUAAUACACUUCUUUCCUAUUACCUUUUGAAACUUAAUCUAACUACAUUGGUUUUAGACUUUAGGCAAAGGUUCAAAGAAAUAAUCUGUUCUAAAAUCUCUUUUUAAGAAUGUUCCGUGGCUCAAACUGGUACAGCCCGAAUUUUGUAUGCAUGUGCAUAUUUUUGGAGGACAUGCUCUUUCUGGCCUCUUACGUUUGAUAUGUUCUUAAGAAAAGUGGAUAGGCAACUCGGUGUUCUUAAAGUUGUUUUGCAAAGACCAGUCUGUAUUUCUCUUUGACUGUUUUAGUUUUGUUUUUGUAAGCAACAACUUUUUAAUUGCCACCAGUGUUCUGUAUCUCAGGAACUUACUGCUUUGGGAUUAACCAUGGACAGUAACAUUUACAACAGGUCCACACAGAAUAACUCCUGUUGGCUAGUUCCCAUGUGGAUGGUAAAAGGAGAGGAAUACACAGAAGGCCAGUGAGCAUUAUUUUGGAGACAGCUCUGCUUACUGUCUAGGCAGAUUUUAUUUUUUUCUUCACUGUUUUGCCGUGGGUUUUCUUUGCCAGAGCAGAGGGUGAUGCAACCAAUGGACAUCUGAAUCUGCUGGCCAUUUUUUCUGCUGGUGCAUAACUUCCCCCCAUUCUCUCUCUUAGCUCACGAGUGCGCUCUCUCUGCUGUUGUAAACUGUUCGGUGUGAUGGUUGUGUCAUAGGACCGUACUGAGCCAUGUUUGAUAAACUUGUAGUUAAUCAUACAUUCUGAUGGAAGGCAUGGCAUUCACAGUGCUUUAUCCUCCUCGUGGGUCUCAAAACAGUGUCAGCGUUAGUGCCCAAAGAUUACUGUCAGACAGUUAGUAACAUAAAUUUACCAAUUAAAAAUUAUGCAUCGGGGUAUUCUAGGUCCACUUAAGGCAGGAGUGUAUAGAAGAGAGAGGAGGACUAUUUCAGCUGAUGUUGAUCUUCCUUUUUUUUCUGUCCUCCAUUCCAGAUUUCUCAGUGCUAAAGAACUGCAAUAGUGUUUAAUCAGUUCCAUCUGCUAUAUUUGAACUCUCUGUGAAGGUAUUAGGAGGAACAGCUAGUGUUUCUGAGAUUUGGAAACCAUGAGGUCAAUCUAGAGUCGAGGAUGGUAAAGUCUUCAGUCAAUGCCUUCAGUCGCUGUCUGCAGUGAUCAGGUGAAAUGGUUUUCUUCUGAGUAACUUUUUUUACCUUUGCUAACAGUGGAGUAGCUAGUAAGAUCGGUCUGCUCAGCAGAGAGAGUGCCUCAGUUUACUUUAAAGGUCUAAUUAGGCACAUUUCAGUUAAACCUCCCCUCCUUGUUUUUACCAUGUGGAAUUUGGGAGUUUGGGGGAGUUCAGCCACUUCAGCCAUUUCUUCUGAUCCUUCUCUUUUGCUGUUAUUUUUAGCUAUAGUUCUUCUUAAGGAAAAAAAAAAAAGCUAAUUGCCUCCCAUGGUUCUCUGUAUUUUUUUUUUAGCUGAAGUUUGCAGUCUGUUCAAAAGCUAUUCAUUGAUCCCUUUUUUUGUUUUUCUUUCUUCAGAAGAGCAUUCUGAUAAUUUGUGGGAGUUUUUUUGUUCACAUCAUUCAGCAAAUAAGCACUGAAAUUCUUCCAUUUUAGACCAGUGAUUAACUACAACUUUACAUGCAGUGGUUUUUGAAGCCAUCUUGGUGUUCGAUGCCCUGUUAAAACAACCCAGACCUUUUGAUUUUCUUUAAGAAAUCUCUCUUAUUUUUCCUCUGUUUUGAAAGUUUAUUUUUUAAUUUUGCUUUAGUGUUUUUGAAAUGUCUCUCUUGUUCUAUGUCGUCAUGGUUGAGCUUGUUUCACUGCACCGUUAAAGCAGAGUGUACAUUCUGACUGCUACAUUUAUAUAUAUCUUGAAGCUUAAUGUAUAUAUGAGUAGUUUGCCAUGGGAUAACACAGUGUAAACAGAGUAGAAACCCAGAAAUCGUGACUUCUGUGUUCUCUCCAUUUGAGUAUUUUGUAAUUUUUUUGAAAUAUUUGUGGACAUAAAUAAAACCAAGCUACACUACAGCAGCCAGGUUUUGCCUGCAA
Pygoscelis adeliae (Adelie penguin) is the source of this 7660-nucleotide messenger RNA. RefSeq names its product arginine-glutamic acid dipeptide (RE) repeats (gene RERE). Gene Ontology annotation, cellular component: nucleus. The record is from RefSeq and is a predicted model, not a curated record. Gene Ontology annotation, molecular function: sequence-specific DNA binding; chromatin binding; transcription corepressor activity. Lineage: Eukaryota; Metazoa; Chordata; Aves; Sphenisciformes; Spheniscidae. Gene Ontology annotation, biological process: regulation of DNA-templated transcription.